Clarias gariepinus (North African catfish) is the source of this 4529-nucleotide messenger RNA. It is a transcript of the gene dstyk, whose product is annotated as dual serine/threonine and tyrosine protein kinase. Bases 1235 to 3958 code for a protein of 907 amino acids. Gene Ontology annotation, molecular function: ATP binding; protein kinase activity. The transcript has 14 exons. Gene Ontology annotation, biological process: protein phosphorylation. The record is from RefSeq and is a predicted model, not a curated record. Lineage: Eukaryota; Metazoa; Chordata; Actinopteri; Siluriformes; Clariidae.
CGUUGUGAUAAUAUAUACCGCACUAGUUAUAUUUAACACGAAACCCGUCUUAGAUUCAUCUCAGAACCUACACUCACCGAAAGAGAAACGUCGAAAAGGGAAUUAAUGAGUAAAAACUGCCUGCUUUAAGGGGGACAAGGCGGGACAGGGGCUGUGACUACAUAUCCCAGGAUGCACCGGAGCAGGGCGAGCCUUCAAAAACUCCCCCUUUCGGGCAGCGCGGCUCUCCGGCUCGGGUAGGUGUGAGAGAGGACCGCGGCGCUGAGCCUGCUCCUGGACCGCGGAUUAAUCACCCCGGGCUGGGGCAACUCCGGCCUGCAGCCGCUGUGACAGGACAAUCCGCCCCGCGGUGUGAGACUGCACCCCCGGAAGUGUGUGUGUGUGUGUGUGUGUGUGGUGUUGAUCCGCUCGCGGACACUCUGAGCUGGGGCAGUUCCCCACGGGGCAGGGGUAUUACCGCGGGGUAGACUGCUCGGGCCCGGAGACGGAGGGCUGCAGAGUGUUUCCUGAGGGAUGGGGCUCCGCUGCCCGGGUUAGCAUGCUGGCUAAAGGAGCGCUAAAGGAGCGCUAAAGUCCCUGACGAGUUAGCAUCCGGCUAAUGACAGAGAGCGCGAGACGCCGAUUAGCAGACUUCUGAGGAUUUGUUUUUGGGAUUAUUUAUAUCGGGUUUGGAUUUUUUUUGUCAUCGGUUUGUUGUGUGUGUGUGCGUGUGUGUAACUCUCUCUCUCUCUCUCUCACACACACACACACACACACACUCUGAUCUGAUUAUUAUUUAGACUUUCUUUGGCUGCUUCUUGUUGUUGUUGUUGUUGUUGUGAAGGAGGAGGUACAGAAAGGGGCGAAUACUUUCUCUCCCUGACUUUAUAAACAGGAGUCACUCGCGCGCGCACACACACACACACACACACACUCUCUCUCUGACACUACUGUCUCUAAGUUAAGCCUUAAUCAGCUCUCAGGAUGAAACAAAAGCAUUAAAGUUUAUUCAGUCAUAAAGUUAAAAACGAAACGGAAACGUCGCGCGGAUCUCAUCAUCUUCAUCAUCGUCAUCUUCAUCAUCAUCCUGACCUGUAGGAGGCGCUGCACCUGUAAGCAGUAGGAGACCUGGCUGCACUUUAGACUGGUCACUUCACACACACACACACACACACACACAGCCUCGGAGGAAGAGGAGAAACUCUUCAUCACUACCCUCAUCAUCUGUGUGUGUGUGUGUGUGUGUGUGUGUGUGAUGAUGAUGGAGGGAGUGCAGAAGAUGAGUCCGUUACCCCGAGAGCUCACUCGCGUCUUCAGCAGCUACAACAAGAGCUCAGUGCUGCUGAAGAAGAACCUGAAGGAGACGAGCAGCUUCUUCAGAGAGAUGAGACAGAACUACAGCAACGUGUGUGCGGCCGGAGACCUCGAUCAAGGUCAGCUCGGCUGCGUCUCCAUCCCGCGUCCAGACGAGGAGUUUCUCCACGGCGUGGUGAGUAGCGCCCCCUACAUCCUGGUCCUCGGACAAGACUGCCCCGCCCGCUACCAGCUUCUUAACUGCCUCUUGGGAGAGAAGCUCCUCCCCCUCGGCCCAGAACUGGGUGGGACCUGUGGACCGGGGGGCGGGGCUUGUAAAAGGCGGAAAUUGCGAUUUGCCCACGGACGACAGACGAGACUCAGCCUGGCUCUCCCGGGGCAGUACGAGCUCGUCCACCAGCUAGCGGCUAACUGUAGCCGCUGGGACACCGUCCCCCUGCAGGACCUGGAGAUCCAGGACGAGUGUGAGGACCCGGCGCACAGACUCGCCGAGCUGGAGAUCACACUGCACCACUCGCUCCUGCAGGAGACGAGGAUGGUGGUGGUGCCGUGCGCCGGGGUGCAGCCCAUUACCGAGGCUCUGGAGGACUGCAUGCAAAACACUAUUCCCAUAAUCCUCUACGCUGUGAGUCAGGACUCCAUUAGCGCGGACCAGAAGGCCGACCUCCUGAAGCUUCGCGACCUGCUUCCGUUUCCCAUCUGCUUCGUCCGGGUCCCCAGUGCUCCCAGUGCUCCUGCCUCUCGGGGGGAAUUGGGCGCUCUCCAGAAGCAGCUCCUCUCCCUGGGCCUUCUCCCGGACGGACAGGGAAACUGUUCCUGCGGCGCUCCGUCCCAAACGCUACACGGCUCCUCCGGCAAACCUCCCAGCGUCCUCGGGGAGAGUUUGGACCGCCUCCAUCGACUCCUCGUGCACUUCAUCCGGCAGGUGUUCACCAGUCAGCUGGUGGAGGCGGCAAACCGACUGAAUGCACUCCACUGCAGCUACCUCGACCUCUUCAUUAACCAGGCGUUUGACAUGCAGAGGGAUCUGCAGAUCACGCCCCGGAGACUGGAGUACACCCGCGAGAAGGAGGCGGAGCUCUUCACCUCCCUCAUGGCCAUCGCCAACCGCAAGCAGGAGGAGAUGAAGGACAUGAUAGUAGAGACGCUGACCACCAUGAAGGAGCAGCUGCUAGAAGACGCCGCCAACCUCGAAUUUACAGACAUCAUCGUGAGCUCUAACGGAGACGCGGUGAGCAGUAAGGACAUUAAGUCGUGCAUCCAGCAGAUCCAGGAGCUGAUCGUCCUGCGUCUCAAUCAGGCCGUCGCUAAUAAGCUCACCAGCUCGGUGGAUUACUUACGCGAGAGUUUUGUUGGAACGCUGGAGCGCUGCCUGACCAGCCUGGAGAAAUCCAACAUGGACGCCCACAACAUCACCUCCAACCACCUCAAACAGAUCCUGAAUGCUGCCUAUCACGUGGAGGUGACCUUUCACUCCGGAUCGUCUGUUACACGUCUCUUCUGGGAACAGAUCAAACGGAUAAUCCAGAGGUUGUCGUGGGUGAACCCUCCCUCCAUCACGCCUGAGUGGAAGAGGAAAGUGGCUCAGGACGCCAUCGAGAGUCUCAGCGCCGCCAAACUGGCCAAAAGCAUCUGCUCACAGUUCCGCACUCGACUCAACAGCUCUCACGAGGCCUUCGCUGCCUCGCUCAGACAGUUGGAGGAGGGUCAUACGGACCGUCUGGGCCGGACAGAAGAUCUCUGGGUGCGUGUGAGGAAAGAACACGCCCCCCGCCUCGCCCGUCUCUCACUGGAGAGUCGCUCACUUAUAGAUACACUACUGUACGGGAAGCCGAAGUUGGGGCGGGAGCUGGGCAGGGGGCAGUACGGGGUGGUGUAUCUGUGUGACAGUUGGGGGGGGCAUAACCCCUGUGCCCUAAAAUCGGUGGUACCUCCUGACGACAAACACUGGAACGACCUCGCACUCGAGUUCCACUACACACGGUCUUUAUGUAAACAUGAGCGGAUGGUGGAUCUUCACGGCUCUGUGAUUGAUCACACUUACAGCGGAGGCUCGAGCAUCGCAGUGCUGCUCAUCAUGGAGAGACUGCACCGAGACCUGUACGCAGGCCUGAAGGCUGGUCUCUCCCUGAAGGAGCGUCUGCAGAUCGCACUGGAUGUGGUGGAGGGGAUUCGCUUCCUGCACAGUCAGGGGCUCGUACACCGGGACAUCAAACUGAAAAAUGUGCUGUUGGACAAACAGAAUCGUGCCAAAAUCACAGACCUUGGGUUCUGCAAACCUGAAGCCAUGAUGUCGGGCAGCAUCGUAGGAACACCGAUACACAUGGCACCUGAACUUUUCACAGGAAAGUAUGAUCACUCGGUGGACGUGUACGCGUUUGGGAUCUUGUUCUGGUAUCUGUGCAGCGGCUCUGUUAAACUGCCUGAAGCCUUCGAGAAAUGUUCCAGUAAAGACCAACUGUGGACCAACGUCAAGAAAGGUUCCCGCCCCGAGCGCUUGCCCGGUUUCGAUGAGGAGUGCUGGCAGCUGAUGGAGGCGUGCUGGAACGGAGACGCAUCUCAGAGGCCGCUGCUGGGAAUCGUACAGCCGAGUCUGCAAAGCAUCAUGGGACGUUUGUGCGACGGUGCUGACCAGAGAAGCGCCAGCCUCGAAGACUCCACCUAACGCACACACACGAACUCUGUAAAACACUCCGACAUGAAUAUACACAUAGUUCAUAACCCUCAAAUAGACACACACACACACACACACACACACACACACACAGACACACACACACAUACAGACACAUUCCCCUGAGAAUACGAUCAACUGACAAAUACUAAAAAAAGAGAGAAAGUAUAAUAGAUUGUUUUUGUAUUUCCAGAGUAUUCCGGUAAUUUGAGAGUGCUUGAACACACACACACACACACACACACACACACACACACACCUAUCUAUAAGGAAGCCAACACACUAUUUAUGAUCAGAAGAUCUGAGCAAUACUUUAAAAAUUUUCUUUGUGUUUAAUGUGUAUUUAUAUAUGAAAACAUAUCACACACACACACACACACACCUGUCCUUAUCAUGCAUGCUAAUUGCUGCUUUGUCAUAGGAUUGUUACUAAGACCUGAGAUUUUUAAGAGUAGUGUGAAUAUCUUGCCAUAUUAUACGAGGAGGAAAAAAUACUUUUAGCUGGUGUUUAAACUGCUUACCUGAACACCACUUUUUUUAAUAAAAGGUUUUGUUGAGCUAU